AUGGGCUGUGAGGUUGAUCGGGCCUUCAUCCGGGCCGUAGAGCACAGGCCCAAGCCCACGAUCAUCGAGGCGGGCGGAAUUCCGCUGAUUGAUCUCUCGCCGUUAAAUUCUGUCGGUCCCGGUGGUCUGCAGUCCCUUUCGGGCCUCAUCGCGGAGGUGGGGGCCGCCUGUAGGGAUUGGGGCUUCUUCCAAGUGAUCAACCAUGGCGUGCCGUUGGAUCUUCUAGACCAGAUCGGAUCGGCGGCGAAGCAAUUCUUCGCACUGUCGCCGGAGGAGAAGCAGAAAGUGCGGCGCGACGAAGUGAAUUCGCUGGGCUACUACGAUACCGAGCAUACCAAGAACGUGAGAGAUUGGAAGGAGGUUUUUGAUUUUGUUGUCCACGAUCCAACGGUGAUCCCAGCUUCCUACGAGCCUGAUGAUCAAGAAGUGCAGGAGUUGAGGAAUCGGUGGCCCACCUAUCCUCCUGAAUUGAGGGAUUGGGGCUUCUUCCAAGUGAUCAACCAUGGCGUGCCGUUGGAUCUUCUAGACCAGAUCGGAUCGGCGGCGAAGCAAUUCUUCGCACUGUCGCCGGAGGAGAAGCAGAAAGUGCGGCGCGACGAAGUGAAUUCGCUGGGCUACUACGAUACCGAGCAUACCAAGAACGUGAGAGAUUGGAAGGAGGUUUUUGAUUUUGUUGUCCACGAUCCAACGGUGAUCCCAGCUUCCUACGAGCCUGAUGAUCAAGAAGUGCAGGAGUUGAGGAAUCGGUGGCCCACCUAUCCUCCUGAAUUGAGGUAA
Messenger RNA from Magnolia sinica, 777 nucleotides. Its product is annotated as flavanone 3-dioxygenase F3H2-like. Lineage: Eukaryota; Viridiplantae; Streptophyta; Magnoliopsida; Magnoliales; Magnoliaceae. The record is from RefSeq and is a predicted model, not a curated record. The transcript has 2 exons. The coding region runs from base 1 to 777 and encodes 258 amino acids.